Cucurbita maxima (winter squash) is the source of this 1190-nucleotide messenger RNA. RefSeq names its product gibberellin 3-beta-dioxygenase 1-like. Gene Ontology annotation, biological process: response to light stimulus; gibberellin biosynthetic process. The record is from RefSeq and is a predicted model, not a curated record. The coding region runs from base 59 to 1105 and encodes 348 amino acids. The transcript is spliced from 2 exons. Lineage: Eukaryota; Viridiplantae; Streptophyta; Magnoliopsida; Cucurbitales; Cucurbitaceae. Gene Ontology annotation, molecular function: gibberellin 3-beta-dioxygenase activity.
UCGUAUUUCAAUAUAUCUUGAUCGUAAUUUUAUUGGUUUUGUGUGUAGCUACCUAAAUAUGUCUAAUCAAGAGCUUCCUCCGGCAAGCCAAUUGAUUCCUCUGGACUUCAGCUCAGUUCAAACUAUUCCUGAAUCUCACUUAUGGCCUAACCUUGAUGAAUUAUCGAGGAAGAUCGAACCAGACAAAAUGCUCUCGAUCCCAGUUGUCGAUCUUAACGACGAUAAUGUGUCGGAACUCAUAGGGAAAGCCUGCGAGAAUUGGGGAAUGUUUCAGUUGAUUAAUCAUGGUAUCUCAAAAACCCUAAUAGCUGAAACCGAGGAAGUGGCUCGAUGUCUUUUCGCUCUUCCAAAAAGCCAGAAGAUGAAGACAUUACAGGCUCCCGGAACCCCCACCGGCUACUGCAUGGCCGGAAUAUCGAAGUAUUAUGAGAAACUAAUGUGGCAUGAAGGAUUUACCAUCCUAGAUUCUCCAGUUGAUGGUUUUAAGAAACUCUGGCCAUCAGACUACCAACGGUUCUGUGAUAUAAUGGAAGAAUACCGACUCAAAAUGAAGGCUUUAGCUGAUAAGCUAAUAAGCUUAAUCUUCAAGUUUCUUGGCAUCUCCGAUGAAGAGAUGGUGAAGCUAUUGCCUUACAUCGACCCAAUCACCGGAAAACCCCACAUGGCUUUGCGUUUGAACUCGUAUCCGCCAUGCCCUGAUCCAAGCAAAGUCAUUGGCCUCGCGGCCCACACCGACACCUCCCUCUUCACCAUGCUUCACCAGGCACGCAAAUAUGGGCUACAGAUCUUCAACGAGAAAGAAGGUUGGAUUCCUCUAGCUCGGAGGAGCGACACGCUCAUUAUUAACAUCGGUGAUUUCCUCCAAAUUAUAUCGAAUGGUCGGUUUCAUAGCAUUCCUCACCGGGUGAUGAUACAAGAGACUGAUGAGAGUACGAUGUCGAUGGCCUUUUUCUAUUAUCCACCGAGUCAUUUAAACGUAUCACCUUAUUGUAAGCCAUUGAGUGAAACCCCACAGACUCCCAUUUAUAAAGGGGUGAACGUGAAAGAAUAUUUCGCCAUCAAGGCCAAGAACUCGGGGAACGGAAUUCCUGCCAUAACAAUAUGAUCUUUCACAUUCCAAGCCCUCUUGUUUGCUUCAUUUUCAAAUUGAAAUAAGUUUGUUAAACUGUUGAUGUGGGGGCAGUUUUUAA